This is a messenger RNA of Aspergillus nomiae NRRL 13137, 2247 nucleotides long. It is a transcript of the gene sly1, whose product is annotated as syntaxin-binding protein. Bases 190 to 2247 code for a protein of 685 amino acids. Gene Ontology annotation, molecular function: syntaxin binding. The record is from RefSeq and is a predicted model, not a curated record. Gene Ontology annotation, biological process: intracellular protein transport; endoplasmic reticulum to Golgi vesicle-mediated transport. Gene Ontology annotation, cellular component: cytosol; Golgi membrane. NCBI's taxonomy places the organism in Eukaryota, Fungi, Ascomycota, Eurotiomycetes, Eurotiales, Aspergillaceae. The transcript has 4 exons.
AGAGGGAGUACUGGGUCGUUGGUUGCGAGUGGGUAAUAACUGAAUUGUUCCUCAACAGCUCGGGUCUGGGCUGAUCUGUUGAUAUUGUUCUGCCUGCUUGGAUGUUAUCAGGUUCCUUAUCUGUCAUGAAUCUCGUUUAAGUCAAGUAAUUGCCGUGAAUAUCAUCCUGGGUGCAGACUAUACCUUACUAUGGCGUCGCACUCAAUGUCUCUUCGCGACCGUCAGGUCGUUUCCAUUCAGAAAAUCCUCAACCUAAACCACGACCCGCAGAUCGAGGACAGCCAUCAUGAUACCUCCGCGCAAGGCCUCAUCUCGACCCCCAUUUUGAACGAGGACGGCGACCCAAUCUGGAAAGUUCUGGUGUUUGAUAAUAUGGGACGGGACGUUAUUAGUAGCGUACUCCGAGUCAAUGACCUUCGGACUUGGGGUGUUACUAUUCAUCUAAACCUUAAUGCCAAUCGAUACCCUAUCCCCGACGUCCCCGUAGUCUAUCUCGUCGAACCUACUCCGGCCAACUUGCAAAUGAUUACCAACGACUUGGCUCGCGGACUCUAUACACCAGCCUACGUGAACUUCCUAUCGUCUGUGCCUCGGCCACUGCUCGAAGAUUUCGCCUCUCAGAUAGCGACAACAGGGACAUCGGAGCAUAUCGCGCAAGUCUAUGACCAAUAUCUCAACUUCAUCGUUGCCGAACCAGACCUUUUCAGCUUGGGCUUAGGACAUGAUGCCUACUGGAAGAUCAAUAGUGCGCAGACAAGCGAUGAGGACUUAGACGCUAUCAUCGAUAAGAUUGUCAGCGGCCUUUUCAGUGUUAGCGUCACUAUGGGGGCGAUCCCCAUCAUCCGAUGCCCUAAAGGUGGAGCGGCAGAGCUCAUCGCCACAAAACUCGACCGUAAACUCCGCGAUCACAUUCUCAAUUCGAAGGAUAAUCUUUUCUCAACCAACAAGAAAUCUGCUCCCGGAGUACCCUCGUCCAGACCUGUGCUGGUCAUUGUCGACCGUAAUGUGGACUUGGUACCCAUGCUUUCUCACUCAUGGACAUACCAGUCGUUGGUGCAAGAUGUGCUCAAGAUGCGCCUCAACCGGAUUACAAUCGAGACGGCCGACGAGGCAAACCCGGGCAAGGUAACCAAGAAAGCGUACGACCUGAAUAGCAACGACUUCUUUUGGAAGCGUAAUGCCGGAGCUCCGUUUCCCCAGGUGGCCGAGGACAUCGACGCGGAGCUAACGAAGUACAAGGAGGACGCGAACGAGAUCACAAAAAAGACCGGCGCGUCAUCCAUCGAGGAUCUACAAAAUGACACCAGCACCUCUGCACAGCACCUGAAAGCCGCCAUUACUCUACUUCCGGAGUUGCGGGAACGCAAAUCCGUUCUGGACAUGCAUAUGAACAUUGCAACUGCACUGCUUCAAGGCAUCAAAGACCGCCAGCUCGACAACUUCUUCGAGCUUGAAGAAAACAUCACAAAGCAAUCUAAGACGCAGAUCCUGGAACUCAUCAAUGACCCGGCAAAGGGGAGCGAGCCGACGGAUAAGCUUCGGCUCUUCCUGAUCUGGUUUUUAAGCACCGAGACGGAAUUAAACCGUGCGGAUAUGAGUCAGUUUGAAGAAGCCCUCGCCCGUGUAGGCGUCCAAGACGUCAGUCCCAUCGCCUACGUCAAACAAGUUCGCGAAGUCACUCGCAUGACCAUGAUGACCACGGCUGCACCACAGCAACAAUCCUCUGAUCUGUUCCGUGGCUUCUCGUCACUCUCCAAUCGCCUGACAGACCGCAUCACAUCCGGUGCGCUUGGUGCCAACUUCGACUCCCUGAUUUCCGGUGUCAAAAAUUUCCUCCCUGCGAACAAAGACUUGACCUUGACCAAGAUCACCGAGUCACUCAUGGACCAGCGUCUGCCUCUAGCUCCGCCAUUGCCAAAACUGAAAGCUACCUCUAUUUUGACCCUCGCAGCGCUAAUGCCCGUGGCGCCAUGCCCCCCGCUUCCGCUUCCCGUAAUGCCCAGUCGCCCGCCACUUCUGGCGCACCCGGCCCAGGAACCGGUGCCAGCUUUGGCCAGCGCCGCCAGGCCUUCAACGAAGCCAUCGUUUUCACGGUCGGAGGAGGUAGCAUGGACGAAUACGGAAAUCUGCAGGACUGGGUCCGUCAGACAAGCGGACAGCCCAGCGGGGACGGUGCAGGGGCCGGCCGGGGAACGGCGUCUCAAGGCGCUCCCAGGCGGAGGGUUGUCUAUGGCAGUACGGACCUAA